AUGGCUGAUGGGCAAGAGUCUGAAGUGGAGCUAGGCUUUCAACAUUACAUUUAUUUUGCAACAACUGGCAAAAAGUGGCUGAUCCCAAGCCCAUUGAUCAAAGACAGUGGUGACCACAAGUGGCUCCAGAUUGUAACAGCUAACUAUGGGUUAUGCAAUUUGUUGACAGAAGGAUCAGUGGGCAAGCAGCCAACUUUGAAAGGCAGCAAGGGGCUUUCUGAGCUUUUGGGGAUGAGGGCUCAAAAGAUGUCCUCUCAGUUUCAGGCAAAUGACCUUUUUGAAGAAGAUGCAGGGUCCAGCAAGACUGCCAAGAGAAGGAAGAAAGCUUCCACUGUAGAUGGAGCUGAAAGCAUUACCCUUGAACUGCCUGAUUUUGGGUCAUUGCUCAUCAGAGCAUGCAAGAAAAAGACUGAAGAUUUGCAUAUUGUUUACACUGCUGAAAAUGUUGGUGUGUUUUGCAAAUGGAUGUAUGCCAAGGGUGCUGAUGGUGAUAAUGACAAAAGAAGGGCAUACACCCAAACUGGCAAGUAUGCCAAAAGUAGCAAGGAAGAUCAAGAGGAUUGA
This is a messenger RNA of Cladocopium goreaui, 564 nucleotides long. NCBI's taxonomy places the organism in Eukaryota, Dinophyceae, Suessiales, Symbiodiniaceae. The record is from the annotation of a GenBank genome assembly.